Molecule: messenger RNA, 1590 nt
Organism: Passer montanus (Eurasian tree sparrow)
Lineage: Eukaryota; Metazoa; Chordata; Aves; Passeriformes; Passeridae
Gene: SCGN
Product: secretagogin, EF-hand calcium binding protein
Exons: 11
Coding region: 52-873 (273 amino acids)
Biological process (GO): regulation of long-term synaptic potentiation; regulation of presynaptic cytosolic calcium ion concentration
Cellular component (GO): terminal bouton; nucleus; dendrite
Molecular function (GO): calcium ion binding
Source: RefSeq, a predicted model, not a curated record
GCGAGGGUGAGGGCCUGGGCCAGGGCCAGGGCCGGCAGCAGCAGCAGCACCAUGGAGAGCGGCGCCGACGGGCGCCUGGACGCCGCCGCCUUCCUCGGGGCCUGGCGGCGCUUCGACGCCGACGACAAUGGUUACAUAGAAGGGAAGGAGCUUGACGAUUUUUUUCAUCAUCUCCUGGAGAAACUGGGACCAGAAAGCACCAUCACAGAAGAAGAAGUUCAGAGGAUGAAGGAGCAAUUCAUGUCUGUUUAUGAUGUCACCACAGAUGGACGCCUGCAAAUCCAGGAGCUUGCAAAUAUGAUGUUGCCGGAUGAUGAGAAUUUCCUACUGCUUUUCCGACGGGAAACUCCCUUGGACAACAGCGUGGAAUUCAUGCGGAUCUGGCGCAGUUACGAUGCUGACAGCAGUGGAUUUAUUUCAGCUGCUGAACUCAAAGAUUUCCUGCGAGAUCUCUUUUUGCAGCAUAACAAGAUGGUUGCUGAGGUAAAGCUGGAAGAGUAUACUGAUACUAUGAUGAAAAUCUUUGACAAAAACAAAGAUGGACGACUGGACCUGAAUGACCUGGCAAGGAUUCUGGCACUCCAGGAAAAUUUCCUUCUGCAAUUCAAGAUGGAUGCUUGCAGCACAGAAGAAAGGAGGAGAGAUUUUGAGAAGAUCUUUGCACACUACGAUGUUAGUAAAACAGGAGCACUUGAAGGCCCAGAAGUGGAUGGGUUUGUCAAAGACAUGAUGGAAUUGGUCAAGCCCAGCAUUAGUGGGGUAGACCUGGACAAGUUCCGCCAGAUCCUGCUCAACCACUGCGAUGUGAACAAGGAUGGGAAAAUUCAGAAAUCUGAACUAGCUUUGUGUCUCGGGCUGAAAAUUAACCCAUAGCUGGGAAAGUGCUUGUGGUUGUGUUUCCCUUUAAAGAUUUGCCGGCUGCUCCUCGUAGAAGUGUGUUCUGUGCUGCUGUGGGAGUGGUGGGGAGCUGAGGCACCAUGCUGCCAGGCUGGAGAGUGGGAUUUGCACGGCGGCCUCCUCAUUCCACCAACUCCUUUGUGAUGUUCACUUGCUGCUGCCUCUUGUGGGUCCCCUUAGCAAUGUCUUGCCACCAGCAGAUGAACUGCUCAGAGGACAGGUUGCUGUUAUUCUGCCCUCAUGAAACACUGCCCUGCCCAUUCUCCUAGGAUAGGAACAAGCAUCUCCUCAAAAACACCCCCUCAGUGCAGCUACUAGGUGUUUCUGAUGGUCGCUUUGUAUGUUGAAGUCAUUACUUUGGUGAACAUUGUGUCUUGUGCAUUUAAAAUAUUGGAUGGAUGACAGUGUAUUUGUGCAGAAAUAAAAUGGCAAUUACAGAAAUUCAGUAACAUCAAAGUUGUAUUAUGUACAGAAAGCCAUCUGCCACAGGCUGGCAGACUGUACACAGCAGCCUUUUAUGAAACAUGCAUCAAAUGGCAAGAAGUUUUGUGAUGCCUAUCAGUUGUGGGGUUUAAAUCUGCAAUGAAACGUGGUAGAUCCUUCCCGUGGGGAAACCACACACACCAUUGUGUGGUUUGUGUGUCACCCUCAGGAUGAAGCCACAGAGUAACAUCAGUUCUGGAGGACACUUCU